AUGGCUGAUCCGAUUUCACUGGUGGCUGCGGGUGUAGGAAUCGGUGAUGUCGCAUUUCGGCUCAUCGACUAUCUUAAAGACAUCAAAGCAGCCGCCAAGACUAUGGAUGAAGACAUUGAAGGAUUGAUCAACGAGGUCGAAGGUCUUCAAAAGGUUCAUGGUCACCUUGAGAAGGAAUAUCUCAAGAAUAUGACGAAUGCCGAAAUGGGAGACGAAGAGAGGAGCCUUUGGACAAGCACAGGACAAACUCUCAAGAACGGGCAGAAGCUUACAAAGAAGCUUGAAGAAUCGGUACAAUCUAUCUACGGCAAUCAUAAGCUAGUCACUGGAAGGUUGGAUGGUUGGGACAAAGCGCGUAAAAAGAGAAGCAAAGACAGCAUGAUUUCUGGACUUCGAGACCAAAUCAACACAUAUCAGGGAGCCUUGCAAAUGUUGCUUGGGUUCAUUUCCAUGCAGUCCACUCGUGAAAGUCGCAAGGAUCAGAACGCCCAGCUCGACAAACUGGUAGCCGAUUUCCAAGAACUGAAGAGUCGAAUGGAACAAGCGCAGCACACAUCGUUACCCUUAUAUGAAACCGUGACUACUACAACGGCCUAUCGCGAUUUCAACAUGGAAUCCGUGUCAGUCGUGAACCAGCUCGGUAUUGCAAUCGAUAAUAUUGCGCACAAUUCAGCCUCCGACGCCUCGGUGACCAACGAACAUUUUGAUAUUCCGAAGCCUGUCGACCCAUUUUAUACUGGUCGUGAAGACUACGCAAAACGCUUGCGCAGCUGGAUGUUACCGAGUCAUUCUCGGAAGCAACGCGGUACAUCGGCUGUCAAGGCAGAACAAAAACGUUUCAUUGUGUAUGGGCUUGGAGGUGCGGGGAAGACGCAGUUCUGCUCCAAGUUUGCUGAAGACAAUCGCCAAUACUUCUGGGGAGUCUUUUGGGUAGAUGGUAGCAGCCGGUCGCGGUUGAAACAGACCUUCUCUCAGAAUGUGUCAAAAAUUGGAAAAGUCGAUCUCAACGAAAACGCUGCACUACAUUGGCUAUCAAACCUAAGUCUUCCUUGGCUUCUUAUCAUCGACAAUGCUGAUGACCCUGACCUCAAGCUUGCGGACUAUUUUCCACGAGGCAAUCGAGGUCACGUUCUCGUCACAACCCGCGACCCUGGGAAGAAGAUGUAUGGUACUGCUGGUGAUCGAUUUUUUGAAUUCCAAGGACUGAGUACCAGCGAUGCAAGCAGUCUACUGCUGAAAGCAGCCGGUCAGUCGGAACCAUGGGACACGGUCGUGUCCAGCAUUGCUUUAAAGAUCGCGAAAGCCCUUGGCUAUCUUGCAUUGGCAAUCACGCACGCGGGUAGAGCCAUCCGCGAGGAGUAUUGUAAGUUGAGCGAGUAUCUACAAUACUAUGAGCGCCAAUGGGAAGCGACGAGACAAGCCAGACUUCCAGUGAGAGACAAGGAUGCGGCCGACGAGUUGAGCGUCUUCUCAACUUUCGAGUUGAACCGAGAAGCUAUCGAGGACCGAGCGACACGAGCAUCUCGAGACGCCCUUCAGUUGCUUGACACAUUUGCAUUUCUUCACAACCAAGACAUUAGAUAUGACUUUUUGCAACGAUCUAUCGAGAAUGCCAAGGUUGAACAUAGGAAGGAAGUCGAGGAUAGAAUGAAUGAACGUCGAUCCAAGGCAGCCAAGCCCACAUUUGCUAAACCGUUACAGGUCAUCCGAGAUGGUCGUGAUGAGAAGGCGAUGAAUGAAGAUAGACUACGUCUAGCUUUACGGCAGUUGGUUCAAUUCUCACUCAUAAUAAAAGGUCACAACUCCGAAAGCUACUCUAUGCACCCCCUUGUACACAAAUGGGCGCGUGAGCGGCCUGGCAUGAGUAUUGCAGCGCAAGGAGUUUGGGCCGAAGCAGCUGCAAUGCUACUAUCACACUGCAUUCUGAUCCCACCGCUUGGCAAUACAGAAGAGGAGGAAGAAGUCCGAAAACAUAUCCUCCCCCAUGUCGAUCACGUACGCCAAUGUCAGCAAUCUAUAGAGCAACGCAUGAGGGACAAGCGCAUGGCACGGAUGAAACCAUGGCCGGUAUUCGAUGGCGGCUUUGAUAGGGGAAAAGCUAUAACAUAUGCUAAGUUCAGUCUGGUUUACAUGCAGAAUGGACGGUGGGAGGAGGCCAAACGACUCCAAACUGCAGUGAAAGAUUUCACGAGCCAAAUCCUAGGCAUGAAGCACCCUGUUACUCGUCGCGCCACCAGGCUACUGGCCAUGACCUUGUUUAACCUUGGCCAAAGUGAGGAUUCAGCUAAGCUGGAAAAAGAAGUCUUGGACGCUUGUGUGCUUUUCUUGGGCGUCGAUCACCAGGAGACACUGGUAGCGAAAUUCACUCUUGGAAAGGCGCUCUUCUUACAAGGCAAAUUUAGCCAGGCCAAAAUUCUCCAAGAAGAGGCGGUCGAGGGGCUCACUAGGCUGAUCGGUCUGGACCACGAAGAUACUCUCGAUGCAAUUGACUGGCUUGGCCAGACUUUACUCAUGUUCUACACCAAAGAACAUGUGACUCGUGCCCGUCAACUGUUUGUCACCGCAUCAGAAGGCAUGGAGAUGUUGCAUGGAGAUGAACAUACACGUACACUUGAAGCGCGGGAGCACCUUUGCAGUUCUGCCAUUCGGACGGGGGAGAAAAGCCAUUUGGAUGAAGCGCAUGCAAUGAUGAUAAAAAUUCUGGAGAUCCGAAAAGAAAAACUGGGCAAGGAGCAUGCUUACACACUACUUGCGAUGGUAAACCUCGCUCUCGUAAAAUGCGCGAUGGGCAUGCUACACGAGGCAGAAGUACUCCUCCUGUAUGGCUUACCUAUCGCUGCACGCAAUCUAGGCGAAGGUCACAUCGCCUAUCUCUGGGGCCGUUAUCACCUGGGCCGAGUGUGGGUGCUUCAGGAAAGAUGGGAGGAGGCGGUAGCCUACCUACUUGAUGUCACAGAGAGACAGCGCUACACGUUACAAGGAAGAGGCGAGUUUCAUCCUGAUAGAAUUGGCGGCCUGAUUGAGCUAUCAACAGCAUACAACGCGCUGGGAAAAGUUGAAGAAUGCGAGAGGGUGACUGAGGAGGCUUUGGCUGCGUUGGCAAAGAUAUCGACAACUGAACACCCAGAAGCAAAGAAGCUAAAGGAAAACAGAGAUAUCUGGAGGCAGCGGAGAGCACAAAGUGUGGAGUGUCUGCCGCGCGCAGAUUCAGCACACAUCACCGAGGAGCGUGCCGGAACAAUUUCUGGAUCGAUAUAG
This is a messenger RNA of Bipolaris zeicola 26-R-13, 3258 nucleotides long. RefSeq lists its product as uncharacterized. The record is from RefSeq and is a predicted model, not a curated record. The transcript has 4 exons. Gene Ontology annotation, molecular function: protein binding. NCBI's taxonomy places the organism in Eukaryota, Fungi, Ascomycota, Dothideomycetes, Pleosporales, Pleosporaceae. The coding region runs from base 1 to 3258 and encodes 1085 amino acids.